Molecule: messenger RNA, 655 nt
Organism: Salvia splendens (bonfire salvia)
Lineage: Eukaryota; Viridiplantae; Streptophyta; Magnoliopsida; Lamiales; Lamiaceae
Product: 60S ribosomal protein L26-1
Exons: 1
Coding region: 67-507 (146 amino acids)
Biological process (GO): translation
Cellular component (GO): ribosome; large ribosomal subunit
Molecular function (GO): RNA binding; structural constituent of ribosome
Source: RefSeq, a predicted model, not a curated record
CAGCCUCCACUCCCCACCCCCAAAUUCACCGAUCACCAGCGGCGGAGACAGAGAAGGUAAGGUAAGAUGAAGUACAACUCCAGAGUGUCGUCCUCCCGGCGCAAGAGCCGCAAGGCUCAUUUCACGGCGCCGUCCAGCGUCCGCCGCGUCAUCAUGAGCGCCCCGCUCUCCGGCGACCUCCGCACCAAGUACAGCGUCCGCUCGAUGCCGGUGCGCAAGGAUGACGAGGUCCAGGUGGUGCGCGGGACCUACAAGGGCCGCGAAGGGAAGGUCGUCCAGGUUUACCGUAAGAAGUGGGUGAUCCACAUCGAGCGCAUCACAAGGGAGAAGGUUAACGGAUCCACGGUGAACGUCGGGAUCCACCCCUCCAAGGUCGUGAUUACCAAGCUCCGCCUCGACAAGGACCGGAAAUCGCUGCUCGACCGCAAGGCGAAGGGGCGCGCCGUCGCGGACAAGGACAAGGGCACAAAGUUCACCGCCGAGGAUAUCAUGCAGACUAUCGAUUAGGAGGUUCGUCGUCUUUUUUAAAACGGUUGUUAAUUUUUGGAUCUAUGUCGAUGAGAGAAACCGCCCUAUGUUCUAUUGAUUUUGAUGGAUUUUGUUUCGCUUCAUAGAUGACUGCAUUAGCUAUAUGGAUCAUUUUUGUUUUUGGUCA